ACGGAGCAGUCUCACAAUUGUGAGCUCUCUUUUUCCUCCCUUUCUCUUUGCGUCUCCUCUCUCUCAGUCUCGCCGGCUCGCUCCCUCUUGAUAUGCAAGGAAAGUAACAGAGGCUUUCCUCUAUUCCUCCUCUUUGUGUGGUGGAUAUCCAUCUCUCUGGUGCAUCUGUUAUGGUUGAUGUCCACCAAAACCUUUUUCGAUGACUGCAUCUACAACCCAACACGUUAUGCUCCCAGGAAGCCGGAAUCCAGGCAGCACCGGGGCUCCUAUCUACCAUCACGAUGUCCCUGGAUACAGCUCCAAUUACCGAAAGAAGUCGGGAGGAAAAAACUGCUUUAGGUGCAUUUGUUGCUGUUGUUGCUGCCUCUUGCUACUCAUUUUCAGUCUUGCCAUCCUUACUUUCUUUCUGUACAACAUGUACAAGCCAAAAGUCCCUUCAUACAAUAUAGAGGACCUUCAGGUCAAAUCCUUUGAUCUACAGCCUGACUCCAUCCUCAAAACUGAGAUUUUGGUAAAUGUCAAAGCUGACAACCCAAAUAGCCACAUCGGGUUUACAUAUGGCAACGACAGCUCUGUUGAUGUUGUCUAUUCUGAUACCAAUCUUUGCACCGGAAAACUCCCAUAUUUCUAUCAGGGCCACGAAAACACGACUUUAAUGAUGAUUGAUUUGGUAGGGGAAAGUGAGCUUGGAUCGGGAGUUCAGGAGGAUUUUGCACAACGUCAAAAGGAAGGGAAGAUUCCAUUGCUUGUGAAGGUAAAGGUACCCCUAAGAAUCGUGAUUGGAAACAUGCCACUCAGGCAAUUCAAGGUUUUUCUCAAUUGUUCUCUUGUAGUUGAUAACCUGACUCCAAACAAGAAAGUUGGGGUCCUAUCAAGUAACACUACACUUUAUUUUGAGUUCUGAGGUUCACAAUAAAAACCAAUACUUGUUUGGGUCU
Molecule: messenger RNA, 938 nt
Organism: Sesamum indicum (sesame)
Lineage: Eukaryota; Viridiplantae; Streptophyta; Magnoliopsida; Lamiales; Pedaliaceae
Product: NDR1/HIN1-like protein 6
Biological process (GO): defense response to other organism
Cellular component (GO): plasma membrane
Source: RefSeq, a predicted model, not a curated record